AUGUCAAUGGUGGGGCACCAGCAGCACCAUCUGGGGAAGGACGGCGGCGGCGGAGGGAAGGGCCAGCUUGACACCGGCAAGUAUGUGCGCUACACGCCGGAGCAGGUGGAGGCGCUGGAGAGGCUCUACUCAGAGUGUCCCAAGCCCAGCUCCAUGCGCCGCCAGCAGCUCAUCAGGGAGUGCCCCAUCCUCGCGAACAUCGAGCCCAAGCAGAUCAAGGUCUGGUUCCAGAACCGCAGGUACGAACAAUCAUCCGAACGAAACCGAUCUAAAAGACUCCUUUUGUUCACAUAGGAUCAGAGACGGUUCUCACUGCCCUGGAUGAUCAUCUGCGCUUUAUUUAGGAAUACUCCGAGUCCUAGACAUUGUCUGUGAUGAAUGCCUGGAGAGUGGUUAGAAGACUCGCAGAUCGGAAGUUUCUUCCUUCUGAAUCUAACACGUUUAACAUGCUCAGAUUUAAGAGUAUCUGUUCUAUUAUACCUACUUUCCCUUCUCACUUCUGCCUUUUUUGGGCACACUCCGUCUAGCUGACGAUCCUGUUAAUAUUUUCUUCUAUCCCGUAAACUCUCAAAGGAGGGACUUUCCAUUCAACCGCGACCGUUCCCUCUGCUUUUAUCGUGUAUCUGUGGCCAUGCUUAUGACGAAUGUGUAUUCUAUGGAACGAAGGUGCCGUGAGAAACAGAGGAAGGAGUCUUCCCGUCUCCAGACAGUCAACAGGAAGCUGACCGCCAUGAACAAGCUGCUGAUGGAGGAGAAUGACCGGCUGCAGAAGCAGGUCUCUCUCCUGACGUACGACAAUGGCUUCAUGCGUCAGCAGCUGCACACUGUGAGAAUGCCCCCACUCAUCUUCGUAUCAUUCCUCGCUGUUAACUCCUAAGAUACAGAUUUCUAUUUUUGCUUGGAUAUUGACCCCCUUUUUUUGUUUCUAUAGGCACCUGCGUCAACCACAGAUAAUAGCUGUGAAUCUGUGGUGACUAGCGGUCAGCAUCCGCAGAACACAGCAACCCAGCGUCCCCAACAGGAUGCUAACAACCCAGCGGGGUAAUCCGCCUCUUCGGUUGUUAUCUUGAAUCAAGUUUAUUACUAGAUUAUAUCUUUAAGUUCGCAAAUUUUAUUCGCUUCUGAGUGUGCUCCUGUCACCUGCAGUCUCCUCAUGAUUGGUGAGGAGACUCUGACGGCAUUUCUCUCAAAGGCAACUGGAACUGCCAUUGAUUGGGUGCCGAUGCUGGGGAUGAAGGUCCGCAUACGUACCCAACUUAGCCGUUCUCAUCAUUUAUGCUUCAGGGUGUUCUUCUUCAAUGCGUUUUUAUCGUGGUAACCCACUUGAUAGUUUGGUCAUGUCCGCUUCUCCUGCAGCCUGGUCCGGAUUCUAUUGGAAUCAUCACUGUCUCCCACAACUGUAGUGGUGUAGCAGCUCGAGCAUGUGGCCUCGUGAGCUUAGAGCCCACAAAGGUAGAACUUAGAACGCUUCUGUUCCUGGAAUUUAGGGAGGCAUUUGGAGUUUGCCCAUGAUCGUUAUUGUAAGAGUCGGUUCUUCUUUCAGGUUGCAGAGAUACUGAAAGAUCGCCCAUCUUGGCAUCGUGAUUGUCGUCGUUUUGAUGUGCGCUCUGUAUUCCCCACCGGCAACGGUGGGAUCCUUGAGCUAAUAUACAUUCAGGUCUGGUUGGUUCACUCCGCUGGUUUCACUCUAAUCAAUCUUCAGCCACCGUCAGAGGUCUAAUUAAUCAUCUCCUCAGACUUAUGCUCCGACAACGAUAGCCUCUGCUCGUGAUUUCUGGACAUUACGAUACACUACGGGACUUGAGGAUGGCGGUCUUGUGGUAAGUCAAUACGGUGCCUUUCUUUGUUCCCCACCAUCUACCUGUUUCGGUCGUAGUUUAGCUCAACUUCUUUUUUGUUUUGCAGAUUUGUGAGCGAUCGUUGACUUCUACGACUGGAGGCCCUAUGGGACCCCCUACUCCUAAUUUCGCCAGGGCCGAGAUGCUGCCCAGCGGGUACCUGAUUAGGCCCUGUGAAGGUGGCGGAUCCAUGGUUCACAUUGUGGACCAUGUAGAUUUGGAUGUAAGGCUCUCUCGUCUUGAUUAAGCCAUGGGUUAUAAAUUUGGUCUUUGAGAACCCCUGCAACCACCAAAUCGAUUUAAUCCAUUGGUUGUGGGUGAAGGCGGCCGCCGUUCCUGAAGUGCUACGACCAUUAUAUGAAUCGCCGAAGCUGCUGGCUCAGAAAGUGACCCUCGCCGUAAGCGUGCCCCCAAAAAUUAGCAAGUUUGUUCUCGGCUCGCAUGAAAUUCUUUUUCUCGGUUUGGAGCGUCUAACAUACACUCUUUUCGAUUCUCUGUUAUUUAAUAAUAAUCUAGGCAUUGCGCCAUAUCCGGCAAAUAUCUCAAGAGACGAGUGGUGAAAUCGUCUACGCAGGUGGCCACCAGCCAGGCGUCUUAAGGGCUUUUAGCCAGAGGCUCAGCCGGUAACCAGCCGAUCAGUGAAUCCCCAUGCAACCCUGAAUCAUCGUCCCAAUAUUUCAUUGUAGCUUGACAGCACGAGGAACUUGCUCUGCAGGGGCUUCAAUGAUGCUGUCAAUGGUUUCCCAGAUGAUGGCUGGUCUUUACUAGGAAGCGAAGGCGUUGAAGAUGUGAUCAUCUCUGUAAGUUCCUCACCAAGCAAGCUUGUCGGAGCCAAUAUCAGCUCUCCAGCGGUGCUCUCAUCCUUCCCCGGUGGAAUAUUGUGUGCAAAGGCGUCUAUGCUCCUCCAUGUGGGUUUCUCUAUUAACACAUCAAAUUCUGGGCCUCCUAUUUUGAUUCCAACACCUUUCUCUCCAGAUUUUAUAGUUUAUUGUUCCUUUACCGUGCGCAGAAUGUCCCCCCACCGCAGUUAGUACGGUUCCUGAGGGAGCACCGCUCAGAAUGGGCAGACUGUGGGGUGGACGCUUAUGCUGCUGCAUCCGUCAAACCUAUCCCCAUCCUCCCAGGGAUGAGAGUUGGUGGCAACUUUUUGGGUGGCCAGGUCAUCCUACCUCUUGCGCACACUGUGGACCACGAAGAGGUAUGCCACUGAAUUCUCUAAUGAGUUGAUAGAUCAGAAAACAUGUCAUCAGGCUGCGCUUACUCUGCUCUGCUGCUGCUGGCAAAAUUUGCAGUUCCUGGAGGUGAUCAGGCUGGAAGGGCAUGGAUUUAACCAUGAGGAUAUGGUCUUGCCGAGGGACAUGUACUUACUGCAGGUAUAACUUCACGCGCUUCCCGUGUUCUUGCUGCCGAAUUUUAUCAUCAUCCAUGUCUCCAGAAAUUCAUCCGCUCAAAUGGAUGGCCGUGUUCUCGGAACAGUUGUGCAGCGGAUUAGACGACAACGUGAUGAGUGCUUCAGCUCAGCUUGUCUUUGCCUCUAUUGACGAAUCCUUUGCCGAUGACGCACCUCUGCUGCCUUCGGGCUUCCGCCUCAUAUCACUGGAUUCUAAAACAGUUGGGUGGCUUCCCCCUUCUUCAUUGUCUUCCUCAUCCUCUCGCCAUUAAAUUUAGUUUCAGUUGUCAUAGGUAUAGAUUACAUGAUUUUGAGGUUUCGCCUUCUGUAGGAUAAACCGAUGACGAACAGGACCCUGGACUUGGCUUCAACUCUGGAAGUCGGCUCUGCUGCCGCAGUGCGCCCAAAUAGUGAGGCGGUCUCGAACAGGUCUAUCCUGACGAUCGCAUUCCAGUUCAGCUUUGAGCACCACCUUCGAGAUCAUGUGGCAGCAAUGGCCCGCCAGUACGUGAGGAGCGUCGUUGCGUCCGUGCAGAGGGUGGCUCUGGCCAUCGCUCCUCAUCUCGGCUCGCAUUUAGCCCCCAAGUCGCCGCCUGGCUCCCCUGAGGCGCUCACUCUUGCCCAUUGGAUUUCCCGCAGCUACAGGUGAGCCCAAUCAUCUUCUUCCUCCCGUGCCCGUGAAGAAUCAAAUUGAACUGUCUCCAAGUGGUGGUCUUUUAUUUUUUCGUUUUGUCUCAAUCCAACCCAUCAAUCAUUUCGUGGUCUGCUUCCUCAUUGAAAUCGAUGGUGAAGGUUCCACACGGGAGUGGAGCUCCUGAAGACGGCUGACCCGCCGGCCGGUGACUCUCUGCUGAAGCUUAUGUGGCACCACCCCGACGCAAUCAUGUGCUGCUCCUUCAAGUCAAAUGUGAGCGAACGCUUCCUUCUUUCCCUUCCUCCUCUUCCUCGAGUUCUUUAUUUCCAUUCUGGAUGCUCAGAAGGGUGACCGACUUCUUUUGGUGAUGAUAUAUAAUACGCUGCAGGCGCCAUUGCCCGUAUGUAUGUUUGCGAACCAAGCUGGCCUUGACUUGCUGGAGACGACGCUGGUCGCCCUUCAGGACCUCACCCUGGACAAGGUCUUCGACGAAGCCGGCCAGAAGACGCUCUUCGCAGAGUUCUCCAGGAUCAUGCAGCAGGUGGGGAAGAUCGAUCUACCUCUCACUUCAAUUUCUCCUGCCCCCCCCCAUCCUAUCAAGGAAAUUACUUGGAGCUUCAUCAGUCAAUAUCUCACUUUGGAUGGCAGGGGUUCGCCUAUCUUCCAGCGGGGAUCUGCAUGUCGAGCAUGGGGAGGCCUGCGUCCUACGAGCAGGCCGUGGCCUGGAGGGUGCUGAACGAGGACGCCAACCAUUACCUGGCCUUUAUGUUCGUGAACUGGUCUUUUGUCUGA
Spirodela intermedia is the source of this 4654-nucleotide messenger RNA. The record is from the annotation of a GenBank genome assembly. NCBI's taxonomy places the organism in Eukaryota, Viridiplantae, Streptophyta, Magnoliopsida, Alismatales, Araceae.